CAUUGCAUCACACAGCCCUGCUGUGCAAACAGCUGAGGGAGCAGCGUCCAUCUGUCCAUCUGCACAACGGCUUCCCUCAUUCUUCUCCCCCCAGCAGCCAUGGCACCAACCAGCGUCUCCACCACCCUCAUUCUCAUCCUCACAGCUCUGCUGUCUGCAGCUGCCGCUCCCCACAAACCCACAGCACCCCCGAGCCUGGCCAACACAACGAUGCCGUGGCUGCUGGGGCUGUGGCAGUACGUGGCCGGGGCUGCCCAGCUCCCCCAGCACCUCCUGGAGCUGCUGCUCAUCGAUCACGGCCACCUUCGCGUGGAGCCCAGCAGCGGGCAGGAGCUGCUCAUCACCCAGCACGUGGCAGUGGGUGGCCGAUGCCUCUCCAACAACUCCACCUCCAUCCUCCUCGGUGCCAACGGCACGGCGCUGCUCAAGGACGCCAAGACGCAGCGCAUCCUGGGGAUGGUGACAAAGCUCAGCUCUGAGGACACUCUGCUCAUCCAGCACCACGUGCACAGGGAGAGGGCGUAUUCAGCUCUGUAUCUCUAUGCCCGCAAUCGGACAGUGAGCAGCACGCAGCAGGACGAGCUGGGACAGCAUGCAGAGCACCUGGGGCUGAGCAGAGGGGCUGUGGUGUACGCGCCGUGGAGGAAGGAGCUGUGCCAACCGGGAGAAAAGGAAAGGGUGGAAGAAAGGAAGGAUGGAGGAGCGCAAGGCACGGCCCUGCCGAGCACCCCGACGGGCAGCCUGCGGCAAUAAACGCUUUGCUCAGAGCUGAGCAGGGCCUGCAAAAACGAA
Centrocercus urophasianus (Greater sage-grouse) is the source of this 792-nucleotide messenger RNA. Its product is annotated as alpha-1-acid glycoprotein-like. The coding region runs from base 100 to 753 and encodes 217 amino acids. The record is from RefSeq and is a predicted model, not a curated record. The transcript has 6 exons. Lineage: Eukaryota; Metazoa; Chordata; Aves; Galliformes; Phasianidae.